This is a messenger RNA of Penicillium cinerascens, 5159 nucleotides long. RefSeq names its product DNA topoisomerase 2. The transcript has 3 exons. Lineage: Eukaryota; Fungi; Ascomycota; Eurotiomycetes; Eurotiales; Aspergillaceae. The record is from RefSeq and is a predicted model, not a curated record. Bases 9 to 5159 code for a protein of 1716 amino acids. Gene Ontology annotation, biological process: DNA topological change; sister chromatid segregation; resolution of meiotic recombination intermediates. Gene Ontology annotation, cellular component: nucleus. Gene Ontology annotation, molecular function: DNA topoisomerase type II (double strand cut, ATP-hydrolyzing) activity; DNA binding; ATP binding.
CUUCCACCAUGGACGACUCUCUGAUGGAUGACUCCGUCUUCGAUAUCUCCGAUGGCGGGAGCUCUGAUUUUGCCCCCGAGCCUGCGCCAAAGCCCAAGGCCAAGGCGGCUUCGAAGAAGGCGGCUAACGCCCCCAAAGCAACCACCAAGAAGAUGACCCAGACCACACUUAAGCCGAAGGCCAAAUCAGCACCCGCCAAAAAGAAGGCCAAGGCCGACAGUGAAGAUGAAAUGUCUGAUGCACACAUGUCCGAUGAUGAUGAUGAUGAUGGCGAUUCCUUGCUCUCCCACACCCCUCCUAAGGCGAAGAAGGCUUCUGCGCCUAAACGAGCUGGCUCAAAGCCGCUCGCAGAUGUGGAGAAUGAGUCCUUUGGAGGAGAAGGUGUAUCUGAGGCGGCGGGGAAGAACGGAAAUGCAUCGGAGAAGUACCAGAAGCUUACACAACUUGAACACAUCAUCAAACGUCCUGAUACCUACAUUGGUUCCAUAGAGGCUACCUCCCAACAGAUGUGGGUUUACAACUCUGAGUCCGAGUCGAUGGAGUUCCGUCAAGUCUCUUUUGUUCCCGGUCUCUACAAAAUCUUUGACGAAAUUGUUGUCAACGCCGCCGACAACAAGCACAACGAUAAGAACAUGAACGAGAUCCGGGUGACCAUCAGUCGCGAGAACGGUGAAAUCAGCGUGUGGAACAAUGGACGUGGUAUUCCCAUCGAGAUCCACUCCAAAGAGAAGAUCUACGUUCCGGAGCUUAUUUUCGGCCACCUUCUCACAUCUUCCAACUAUGACGAUACCCAGCAGAAGGUCACUGGUGGCCGAAACGGUUUCGGUGCUAAGCUGUGUAACGUGUUUUCAACCGAAUUCACCAUCGAAACUCAGGACUCGCGCCAAAAGAAGAAGUACAAGCAAACCUGGAACGACAACAUGACCAAGAUGGGCAAGGCGAAGAUAACCGAUGCCGCCAAGGGCGAUGACUACACCAAGGUCACAUUCAAGCCCGACUUCUCCAAGUUUGGCAUGGAGGGAAUCGACGACGACUUCGAGGCCCUCGUGAAGCGCCGUGUCUACGAUCUGGCGGGUACAUCCAGCGUUGCUGUCAAGCUGAAUGGUACGCGUGUUCCGAUUCGGAACUUCCGAAAGUACAUGGAGAUGUACACCAAGGCUAUUCGCAAGGAGCGUGGUGAUGACGGCCCCCCUGCCAAGGACGAGAUCAUAACCUGCAGCCCCGACCCUCGCUGGGAGAUUGGUUUUGCGGUCUCAGAUGGUGCCUUCCAGCAGGUUUCGUUCGUCAACUCUAUUGCUACGACCUCUGGAGGAACUCACGUUAACUACAUUGCCGAUCAGAUCUGUAAUCGCCUGGCUGAUCAGGUCAAGAAGAGAAACAAGAGUGGUGCUACUCUGAAGACCGCCCAGAUCCGAAACCACAUCUUCAUCUUCGUCAAUGCUUCCAUUGUCAAUCCUGCUUUCACCUCGCAGACCAAGGAGCAGUUGACCACCAAGGCGAGCCAGUUCGGUAGCAAGUGUGUCCUCGAAGAAGAUUUCUACAAGAAGGUCCUCAAGACGGAAGUGAUGUCCAACAUCCUGCACUUUGCUGAGCAAAAAGCCGAUCAAAUCCUGAAGAAGAGUGAUGGCGGACGCCGCACCCGCAUGAACAACCCCAAGCUCGUGGAAGCCAAUAAGGCGGGUACUCGGGAAGGCCAUCACUGCACCCUGAUCCUGACGGAAGGUGACUCUGCCAAGGGUCUGGCCAUGGCUGGACGUGCGGUCGUAGGUCCCGAUCUUUUCGGUGUCUUCCCACUUCGUGGAAAGUUGCUCAACGUCCGUGAUGCGUCGUUCGACCAAAUCUCCAAGAACCAAGAAAUCCAAAACAUCAAGAACUUCAUUGGCCUGCAGCACAAAAAGGAGUACACCGAAACUAAGGGUCUCCGGUACGGGCACAUCAUGAUUAUGACUGAUCAGGAUCACGACGGUAGUCACAUCAAGGGUUUACUCAUCAACUUCCUUCAGGCGCAGUUCCCGAGCUUGCUCAAGAUCCCUGAAUUCCUCAUCGAAUUCAUCACCCCAAUUAUCAAGGUUUGGAAAGGUGAUCCCAAGAACCCAUCCAAAUCGAAAUCAUUCUUCACCAUGCCAGAGUAUGAGGCGUGGAAGGAGGAGCACAAAGAUGAACGGGGAUGGGACCACAAGUACUACAAGGGUUUGGGAACUAGUUCCACAGAGGAUGCCCAGGUCUACUUCCGCGACCUUGAUCGUCACCUCAAAGAGUUUCACACUAUGCAAGAGAAAGAAGCGGAGCUUAUCGAGCUGGCAUUCUCUAAGAAGAAAGCAGAUGAGCGAAAGGAAUGGUUGCGCCAGUACAAGCCUGGUACCUUUUUGGAUCACACCACAGCCAAGAUCACUUACACCGACUUCAUCAACAAGGAGCUCAUUCUUUUCAGUAUGGCGGACAACCAGCGUUCCAUUCCGUCCGUCGUCGAUGGUCUGAAACCCGGUCAGCGCAAGGUGUUGUACACUUGCUUCCGCCGUAACUUGAAGAAGGAUAUGAAGGUCGUUGAGCUGGCCGGUCUCGUUUCCGGAAUGACGGCCUACCAACACGGCGAUACCUCGCUCCAGCAAACGAUCGUUGGCUUGGCUCAGACUUUUGUCGGUUCCAACAAUAUCAACUGCCUUGAACCAAGUGGAAACUUUGGUAGUCGACUCCAGGGUGGUGGCGAUUGUGCCAGUGCUCGUUACAUUUACACUCGCCUGUCGCCGUUCGCCCGCAGAGUCUUCCACACCGCGGACGAGCCGUUGCUGACUUACAACAUGGACGAUGGUCAGAAAAUUGAACCUGAAACCUACAUGCCCGUGGUUCCUAUGAUCCUGAUCAACGGUGCCGAUGGUAUCGGAACCGGAUGGAGUUCCUCGAUUCCCAACUACAAUCCCGAGGAUGUGGUCAGCAACAUCAAGCGAUUGAUGAAAGGCGAGCCCGUUGUGCCCAUGGAGCCUUGGUUCCGUGGAUUUACUGGCGAAGUUGUCGCUUUGGGCGGCGAUCGAUACAAGUUCAGUGGUAUCAUCAAGGAGACUGGCGACAAGGAGGUUGAAAUCACCGAGUUGCCCAUCCGCACCUGGACUCAGGACUUCAAAGACAAGUUGGAAGAAAUCAUCAAGGCUGAGAAGGUGCCCUCGUUCAUCAAGGAUUACAGAGACUACAACACCCACAGCAAGGUUCACUUCGUGAUUCAGCUCGACGAGAAGAACAUGAAAUCCGCCCUAUCAGGCGGCCUGGAAGAGAAGUUCAAGCUCUCCAAGACCAUUGCAACCACUAAUCUGGUCGCCUUCGAUCCGGAAGGUCGUAUCACCAAGUACUCCACUGUUGAUGAUAUCCUUAAGGAGUUCUACACCGUUCGUCUCAAGUACUACGAGCGCCGCAAGCAACACCAGCUUUCAGAACUUCAGAAGGAAUUGGAGAAGCUGAGCAACCAAGCUCGCUUUAUUCAAAUGAUUAUCGAUGGCUCGCUGGUCAUCUCUAAGAAGAAGAAGAGUGUUCUCGUCACUGAACUGAAGGAGAAGGGCUUCAAGCCUAUUGCCAAGGUGGUCGAAGCCGCCAAGCUGGGUGAGGACGAGCCUGUCGUCGAGGAAGGCGGGGAAGCCGAUAACCGCGAGACCGAGGUGUUGUCAAGCUCUUACGACUACCUGCUCGGCAUGCCAAUCUGGUCGCUAACCCAAGAGCGUGUUGAGAAACUCCGUCGCCAGAUUGGCGAUCGUGAGAUGGAGGUUGAUGCCUUGAUCAAGCUCUCCAAAGAGGACAUUUGGAAUCAGGAUCUGGAUGAUUUCAUCAACGAGUGGCGCUUCCAGCUCGAGGAUGAAGAGCGCCGUCUCCGUAAGGCUGCUGGCCUGGGCCGUCGUGUCUCAUCGAAGCUCGCGACUUCCGCUGGUGCUCGGGGUGGCGCUGCGGCACGCAAGCGCAAGGCUGCUGCCGGCGAUGACCCGGAUGAUGAGGACUUUGCGGCGCCAAAAGCGAAGAAGACGACCGCGGCUAAGAAGAAAGAACAGCCGACUAACAGCUUGGCUAAUUUCCUCAACAAAUCAUCGGCCAAACCGAAGGCAUCACCCACCGAUGGGGCUGUUGACUCGGAUGACGACUUUGAAUUUGAGAUGGAAGUAAUGCCCAAGAAGAGCCGCGGAGCAUCGAAGCCAGCGCCCAAGGCAGAAAACGUUGAUGAUGGUGAUUUCAUGGACAUGGACGAGAAUCCCGCAGACGCUCCCUCUCACACAUCGGCCCAGCCCGCUCCUGAUCCAUUUGAUGUGGACGAGGAGCCCGAAGUGGAUCAGCCAAAGCCCAAGCCGGCUGCGAGGCGAGGACCUAAGCCCAAAGCCAAGCCCGUCGUCGAUGAUGAUUCCGAUGACGAUUUCCUCGAGAUUGCAAAGGAAGCCCCCAAGCCUGCUGCUCAGUCUGGUGCUCGUGCUCGCAAACCCGUCAAGUAUGCCGCGCCCAUCGACUCGGACAGCGACAACGGAGAUGACCUCCUCGGUGAUGUCAGUCAGAUGGUCAAGGGCAUCGGAGGUGGUGACUCGGAGUCUCGGCCCAUGAUCUCUUCUUCGCGAUCCCGUGCUGGAAGUAGCGCCAGCUUGUUGCCUCCCAGGUCGGCCACCAAGAGCAACAAUGAUUUCGACCCGGAUGCGACCGACUACAGCAAGCUUAUUCCUCAGAACUCGCCUCGACGUUCGCUGCAAAUCAAGCCUAGGGAAGUCUCAAGGAUCGAGGAUGAGGAUGAUGAUGAAGAGGAGGAAGACUCGCCCAUGAAGCCUGCUCCUAAAGCGAAGCCCGCGCCCAAGCCCAAGGCUGCCCCCAAGGCUGCUGCUGUCCCAAAGGUCCGUGGUCGGCCGAAGAAGGAUGCCGCUGCGGCAACUGCCAAGUCUGCCCCGGCAAAGACGGUCAAGAAGAAGCCGGUUGAUGACUUCUCGGAGGAUGACAUUGAUGCCAUGGCCAAUGACAUUCUAGAUUCCCCAGCAGGCAAGAGGGACGCAUCGGAUGAUGAGCCCGCGCCUGCGCCUCGACGAGCUGCGGCAGCUCGUCCGUCUCGACGCACAGCCACGCAAGCAAAGAAGACCUAUGUCAUCGAAGAUGAAAGUGAAGAUGAGGGAUCGGCCGAUGAUUUCGAAGAUGAAGAUGAGAGUGACUAG